Dentiscutata erythropus is the source of this 1602-nucleotide messenger RNA. The record is from the annotation of a GenBank genome assembly. NCBI's taxonomy places the organism in Eukaryota, Fungi, Glomeromycota, Glomeromycetes, Diversisporales, Gigasporaceae.
AUGGAUGAUAACGAAAUAACCGUUGAUCUUAAUACUAACACUAACGAGAUAACCCAAAAUUUUAUGGAAGACGAAAACAUUGGUGGUUUACCGCGUAGAGAUAUAGAUAAAAAAAGAGAGAACUUUUUAGGGAUAAUAGGAGGAGCGGGAUACAACAUUAAUCACAUCAUCGGUGCUGGGAUUUUUAAUCCUGAUAAUAUAUGGAUUUUAGUUGGAUCACCAGCUAUUAUUUUAGUGUUUUGGAUUUUGGGAGGCAUUAUUAGCUUAAUUGGUACUUUAAUAUAUAUUGAGUUGGGCAUAAGGUCGUUACCUAAGGGAAUAGGUGAACAAAGAUACAUUGAAAAUGCGUUCCCAAGUAAAAAAAAUCUAGGACAUAUAUUUAGUUUCGUUGCAAUAAUUAUAAUUUUGCCCGCAGCCAUAAUAGCUGAUACUUACGCAUGCGCCCAACAUCUGCUCUAUCUUUUUAAUAUAAAUCCUGAUCCUAAAGAAUAUUUUGACAAGGAUUACAUUGCCCUACGUUUAUUGUCAAUUCUUAUUUUGGCAAUUAUUACGGCAUAUAAUAUGUAUUCUAAUAGACUGUCUGUUAUCAUAAAUCAAGUAUUAGUCUUCAUUAAGAUUAUUGCUAUAUUUCUUAUUUCGAUAGUUGGAUUAAUAAAACUAACAGGACCAAAUCCUACAAAUUGGAAUGAGAUUUACAAAUCUCCAAAAACAUAUGUUGGAGCCUAUAGCAGUGGAAUCUUAAAGGUACUAUUUGUAUAUGAAGGAUGGAAUAAUAUAAACUAUACAAUUGAAGAAUUGCAGGAGCCAAAAGAUAAAAAAUUAAUAUAUUCAAACCUUAUUAGUGUUGGUGUCCCCUUUAUACUUUAUUUUCUCAUCAAUGUUGCUUUCACAACAUCACUUGGACAUGAUUUUUUCAUUGAUGAGAGCAGUUUUGAUCAGGCGACUGCUUUUAAUAGCAAUAUUGCUCUACGCUUUGGUUACAAACUCUUUGAUAAUAACGAAAAUGGAGUAAAGUUUAUGUCAGCGAUUAUCGCAAUUUCCGCCUUCGGAUGUGUGGGUGCAAUGGUUUUCGUUUAUGCACGAAUUAUAAAAUAUGCUGCCGCAACAGAGUUCAUACCUAAAUAUUCUCAUAAAUUUGACGACUUCCAUAAGAAGUACGGUACACCAUUUAACGCAUUAUUUGCGCAGUUUAUUUAUUGUUCAGUGUUCCUUCUCUUCUUUUUCGAUCCAGCAAUGGAUCUUUUUGAUUUUUUUGCUGAGACAUCGCAGAUAAUUGCAAUGCUAUUUCAUGGAGCUUCUGCAAUUUGUUUAUUUAUUUUAAAAAAAAAUACUUCAAUAACAUCAACUGACGUCCCUUCUGGGGAGGGUACAGAAGAAAAAAAUAAUAAUGCUUCAAUUACACCUUCUGGAGAGGGUUUAGAAGAAAAAAGAAUUUUUAAAAUACCAAAAUGGGUUAUUGUAAUUUAUUUUAUAUUAGUAAUUUCAAUUGUCGGCACAUCAUUUUGCCCACCUGGACCUGGCUCAUCAGUUUAUGUGUUACCGUAUGUGGUAUCUAUAGCAGCUACACUUUUAGGUGGAAUCAUUUGGAAAUUUCGCAAUUAA